GCAGGGGGAGCUCCGUGCGCCGUGCCGGCGGGGAGCGGGCGGCUCCGGGGCGGCCAUGGCCACCCGCCCGCGGCCCGCCGCUAUCGGGGCAGCGGCGCUGGCCCUGGCGGCCGCGGCGGCCUGCGCCUGGGCCUGGGCCCGCCUGCGGAACCGGACCGCGCCGACCGCCGGCCGCACCCCCCCCGCCAGCACCGCCGCCGCCGAUCAGGGUAAAGGACACACCAAGCAGGUGCUGGUGCUGGGCCUGGAUGGGGCUGGGAAAACCAGCAUUCUCCACUCCCUGGCAACUAACCGUGUCAAGCGCAGCGUGGCUCCCACCGAAGGCUUCCAUGCCAUCUGCGUCAACACCGAGGAGUCCCAGCUGGAGUUCCUGGAGAUCGGGGGCAGUGAAUCUCUGCGUUCAUACUGGAAGAUGUACCUGCCCAAAGUGCUGUUGCUAAUCUACGUCGUGGACUCGGCUGAUCACGCCCGACUGCCUGUGGCAAAACAGCUGCUUCAUCAACUGAUCCAGAACAACUCCACCCUGCCGGUGGUGGUUCUGGCCAACAAGCAGGACCUCGAAGGUGCAUAUAGCAUCACCGAUAUCCACGAUGCUCUGGCGCUGUCUGAUAUUGGGGAUGAGAGGAAGAUGUUCUUGAUUGGUACCCACGUGGCAGAGGAUGGCUCCAAGAUCUCCUCCAGCAUGAAGGAUGCCAAGGAGCUGAUAGCGCAGCUGGUUUUGGAAACACAGUGACAGCUCUUUUCCUAUGAUGUAAUGUUUGCCACUGAGGGAGACAAGGUGUUAGUGUAUGGUCAGUUUGCCCCAUGGCAACUGAAACAUACAGAUAUCUUUUCCUUGUGGGUGUGGAAUUCCUAUGAAAAUGAUGUCUAGUUGGUAAAAAAAUCUAAUUUAUAGUGCUUUGAAAAUACAUUUGAAAAGCAAUGUAUUUUUUAGCAUAUUUGUAGGGGAAAAUUAGUUUAAUGAACAGCAGAGUUAAGGGCAUAUAUAGCUUAGAUGGGCUGAGAUGGCUUCUCGCCAGGUGGGAAUCAAGCAUUGACUUUAGUGGAACAAAGUUGUAUGCAGUGAAUAUAACCUGGCUCGAUGUCUCAGGCUUAAAUUGAAAUAUGUUUAUUUCACGGUUUUUGCAGAACUGUGUUAACAGUGUUGUUCUGUUAAAAAUGAGACCUUGCUUCUUGAGAGUGCCAGAAAUAUAAAGUGCUGUGACUAGUAUUUUUGACAGUGAUGACUUUUGUUGUCACUGUAUUGGAGUCAGCUUUUAAGGGAGUGGCAAAUUAGUAGUCUCUGGAAAUUGGGUUGGUUACUGCUUCUUUAGUGAAUAAAACCAAGAAAACGAGUGGUAAGACA
Messenger RNA from Phalacrocorax carbo (great cormorant), 1345 nucleotides. The record is from RefSeq and is a predicted model, not a curated record. NCBI's taxonomy places the organism in Eukaryota, Metazoa, Chordata, Aves, Suliformes, Phalacrocoracidae.